AUGGACUGUCACAUGCCAAAAAAGAAAGUACCAGCAACAAAUUUUGCAGAACAGAGGGCCCUCCCUCCACGCCCGGAGCACCCCUUCCCCGCAGCUCCAGCUCCAAGGCCGGCGGGGGCGCGGCAGCGGCGACCUAGACCGUACAGGGCUGCCCACAUACCACAAAUCCUUGUGCUGCUAGUCAUUGAUGCUGUACGUGAGAGUCAGAAGUACGACGACGUGACAGAGAAGGUGAACCUGCAGAAUAAUCCUGGGGCUGUGGAACAUUUCCACAUGAAGCUUUUCCGUGCCCAGAGGAAUCUCUAUAUUGCUGGCUUUUCCUUGCUGCUGUCCUUCCUGCUUAGACGCCUGGUGACCCUCAUCUCCCAGCAGGCCACGCUGCUGGCGUCCAAUGAAGGCUUUAAAAAGCAGGCAGAGAGUGCCAGUGAGGCGGCCAAGAAGUACAUGGAAGAGAAUGACCAGCUGAAGAAGGAAGCUGCUGCUGGCGGGGUCAAAUGUUUUUCCAAUGUUAAAACAAUUUGUGUUUAUAGUAGACCAGAUUUCAGACAUUCUGACGAUGACCCACAUCCCACAUUAACAAAUGUUUAA
Molecule: messenger RNA, 588 nt
Organism: Nyctereutes procyonoides (raccoon dog)
Lineage: Eukaryota; Metazoa; Chordata; Mammalia; Carnivora; Canidae
Product: B-cell receptor-associated protein 31-like
Exons: 4
Coding region: 1-588 (195 amino acids)
Biological process (GO): endoplasmic reticulum to Golgi vesicle-mediated transport; intracellular protein transport
Cellular component (GO): endoplasmic reticulum; endoplasmic reticulum membrane
Source: RefSeq, a predicted model, not a curated record